Messenger RNA from Striga hermonthica, 1011 nucleotides. NCBI's taxonomy places the organism in Eukaryota, Viridiplantae, Streptophyta, Magnoliopsida, Lamiales, Orobanchaceae. The record is from the annotation of a GenBank genome assembly.
AUGUCGACCAUUUUCGCCUCCCAAGUCUUCACCCCAAUCUCCGGCCAGCCAAGAGCCGCCACCUUCCACCCUGUCACCACCGCAAAACUCAACAACUCAGCCCAAACUCCGCCAAGCCUUAUCCGCAAGGAGCCCGUCUUUGCGGCUCCAGCGCCCAUUAUCCACCCACUUUUGAAAGAAGACAUGGGAAAGGACGCGUAUGAAGAAGCCAUCGCUGCGCUCCAAAAGCUUCUAAGUGAGAAGGAAGACCUCGGACCGGUGACCACCGCCAAAAUCGGCGAAAUCAAAGCUCAGCUGCAAACAGCCAACGGCAGCGGCGCCCCCACCGCCACCACCGCCUCCGAGUCCGUCGAGAGGUUGAAAACCGGUUUCAUCCGCUUCAAAAGAGAGAAAUAUGAGAAAAAUCCAGCUUUGUACGCCGAACUUGCGCGAGGCCAGAGUCCCAAGUAUAUGGUGUUUGCGUGCUCGGACUCGCGCGUGUGCCCUUCACACGUGCUGGACUUCCAACCGGGAGAGGCUUUCGUGGUCCGCAACAUUGCUAACAUGGUCCCUGCAUAUGAUAAGACCAAACACUGUGGAGAUGGGGCUGCCAUUGAGUAUGCAGUUCUGCACCUCAAGGUGCAAGAAAUUGUGGUGAUUGGGCACAGUGCUUGUGGAGGAAUAAAGGGUCUCAUGUCCUUCCAAUUAGAUGGCUCUUCAUCCACGGAAUUUAUCGAGGACUGGGUGAAAAUCUGUUUACCGGCCAAGUCCAAAGUGUUGACCGACCACAAGUUCACACCUUUCGGUGACCAGUGCGCAAAGUGUGAAAAGGAGGCUGUGAAUGUCUCGCUAGGAAACCUGCUUUCUUACCCGUUUGUUCGACAAGGUUUGGUGAACAAAACACUUGCGCUAAAGGGCGGUUACUAUGACUUUGUCAAUGGGAGUUUUGAGCUGUGGGGACUCGACUUCGGUCUUUCGCCAUCUCUCUCUGUAAAAGAUGUUGCCACUAUACUGCACUGGAAGCUCAUGUAG